Chrysemys picta bellii (western painted turtle) is the source of this 1168-nucleotide messenger RNA. It is a transcript of the gene MAP1LC3C, whose product is annotated as microtubule associated protein 1 light chain 3 gamma. The record is from RefSeq and is a predicted model, not a curated record. Gene Ontology annotation, cellular component: cytosol; autophagosome; autophagosome membrane. NCBI's taxonomy places the organism in Eukaryota, Metazoa, Chordata, Testudines, Emydidae. Gene Ontology annotation, biological process: macroautophagy; autophagy of mitochondrion; cellular response to nitrogen starvation. Gene Ontology annotation, molecular function: ubiquitin protein ligase binding.
UGAAUUCAGCUGUGGUAGAGAACUGGGAGCUGCUUGUUAUUGUUAAGCCCCAAUAACGAAGUAUUCUAGUAAAGAAGAUGCAAACUCUGCAUAGCAGCCAAUCUGUUAGACCUUUUAAACUGAGAAAGAGUUUUGCAACUAGACUGGAAGAAGUAGCAGGAAUUCGGGCAAAGUUCCCAACAAAAAUCCCGGUAAUUGUUGAACGGUAUCAGAAAGAAAAAUAUCUUCCUCUACUGGACAAAACAAAAUUUCUUGUUCCUCAGGAGCUGACCAUGACACAGUUUAUAACCAUCAUUAGAAGCAGAAUGGCUCUAACUGCUACACAAGCUUUCUACCUGCUGGUGAACAACAAGAGUCUGGCCAGUAUGUCUCUGACACUGGCUGAAGUGUACAGGGACUACAAAGAUGAAGAUGGCUUUGUAUAUAUGACAUAUGCUUCCCAGGAGAUGUUUGGAUGUCUCUUGCCCACUGCCCAAGGGAAACUUAUGGAAUGCCUUCUAAAAACAUAAGGGCAUGUCUGACUGCUGCUGUUAGGCAGCUGAUCAUGCCAGUGACUUGAAGAUCAGAGAUGCUCUUUCUAGUAUGGGAUCUUAAACACUGUACUGAGGGCUAAUGGCCCAGAUGUUGGCAGGACCAACUAAUGCAGCAGUGGUGGUGCUCUAUUCCUAGAUAAGUAACUUGGAGAUAUAUAUUUUAUAUUUGAAAAGACACUAGUGGGUUUUUUGAACUGCACCUUUAGAUUUUUUUUUUUAUAAUGUCAAUGUUUAAGUUAUGUAACUGCUUUUUAAGGGAACUCUAAAGCCUGAGCCUAAUAGAUACAAAUAAAGAUACUUUUUAAGACUAGGUUGAAUGUCAGUAUUAAUCUGGGGGAAGUAUCUAGAAGUCUCCUAGAAAAGUGUUGUGGAGUACACCUGGAGCAUAGGAGCAGCUGCAGAAGUUUUAAAGAGUGACUUGAAAUAAUGGAUUGUGUGCACAUGUUCUUUAAAGAUGGUGGAGUAACUUAUUUCAUGGUACACAUCACUAACCUAGAUUGUACAGCACCAUAUAGAGCAUAUUGAGUAUACAGCCCAGUUGUCUAUUUAUGGAAAUGUUCCUGUUGAACUAUAUGGCCCAGCUACUGUAUGAUCUAAUGAAACCGGCUCAGCCUAAUAAACAGUUGACUAGACUA